AUGGGCUAUCUACCCCAACAUUCGCUCGACAAUCUCAAGAAGUAUGCCUACAAGGGCGUCGACAAGUCGCUGUUCUCGCGAUAUGUCCUGAACCCGUUCUGGACGUGGUUCGUGACCCUGUGGCCGCUAUCGGUGGCGCCGAACACGACAUUAGACGCAAUCGACGGGAAGCAGGCUCGGAGAACGGGGAUGGCGGGGCCGCUUGGGGAGAUGUUCGACCAUGGCUGCGAUGCGCUAAACACAACGCUCGAAGUCAUCCUCGCGUCUCGUGCUCUAGGGCUUGGGCGAUCCUGGUGGACGGUUUCCUCGCAAAUCGCGACUCUGGCCAAUUUUUAUUUGACGACGUGGGAGGAGUACCAUACCGGUCAACUAUUCCUCGGAUACUUUUCUGGCCCUGUCGAGGGUAUAAUUAUGAUAGUCACGAUUUACAUGAUUAGCGGCUACUAUGGCCCACAAUUUUGGGAGCAAGGCAUCUGGUCCUUCACGCACCUCAAGCACCUCCCUCUCAUGUCCAAACUCCCGGACCUACCUCUUAACGAAUCCUUCAUGGUCUUCGGCGCCUUCGGGCUAGGCUUCAACAUCCUCCACUCUUAUCUCAACGUGUACGCCGCUCAACGCAAAGGCUCUGGCGGGCACCAACCCGCUUCCAGAACACCGCCACUCCUCCUACUCCUCCCAUUCGUCGCCAGCGCGCUAAUCCAAAUCGCCUGGCUCUCCCACCCACGGUACAACGACUCCUGGAUCCUCGGCUCCGCAGCAUUCGUGCCCUUCCUCUGCGCCUGGGGCCUACAAUUCGCACACCAAGUCGGGCGGAUGAUCCUCGCGCACGUCACCAAGGACAAGUUCCCCAUAUUCGACUGGGUCUGGGCAUGGAGCGCCCUCGGCGCCAUUGACGCGAACCUGCCGAGGGUGUUUGGGAUAAGCCCACUCAUACAGACCACGCCCAGGAGGACGACGCUGUUCGUUUGGCUGACGCUUGUAGUGUCGGCGGUUGUGUAUGCGCGGUUCGUGGUUCUUGUGAUCAGGGAUAUUACGAACUUUUUGGGGAUUGCGUGCUUUACGGUGAGGAAGAAGGAUGGAAAGGGGCAGUGGCAUGACGCGAGACCGGAUAAGGUGCAUUAG
Molecule: messenger RNA, 1122 nt
Organism: Cyclocybe aegerita
Lineage: Eukaryota; Fungi; Basidiomycota; Agaricomycetes; Agaricales; Hemipholiotaceae
Source: the annotation of a GenBank genome assembly